Rhinolophus ferrumequinum (greater horseshoe bat) is the source of this 3131-nucleotide messenger RNA. It is a transcript of the gene USP21, whose product is annotated as ubiquitin specific peptidase 21. The record is from RefSeq and is a predicted model, not a curated record. Gene Ontology annotation, cellular component: cytoplasm. Gene Ontology annotation, biological process: protein deubiquitination. The coding region runs from base 244 to 1941 and encodes 565 amino acids. The transcript is spliced from 15 exons. Gene Ontology annotation, molecular function: cysteine-type deubiquitinase activity. NCBI's taxonomy places the organism in Eukaryota, Metazoa, Chordata, Mammalia, Chiroptera, Rhinolophidae.
CUGUGGGUACGCAGGCGCAGUGAGCGACGGUGAAGCCGGCGGCCGGUGGCCUCUGGGACCGACAAAGAUGGCGGCGGACCCGGCGGCGGGAGCGACCUGGGCGACAGCUGCGGCUGAAGCUGCAGUCGGGCCCGCGGGGGUGCUUCACGGGGGCAGUGGGGGUUGGCCUUGAGCUGGGGCCUGGCUCCGGCUGGCCUUCCCCGCCGCCUCACCGGGGGACAGGUCUAGCCUGUGGUGUCCACAAUGCCCCAGGCCUCUGAGCACCGCCUGGGCCGGACACGAGAGCCACCUGUUAAUGUCCAGCCCCGAGUGGGAUCCAAACUACCAUUUGCCCCCCGGGCCCACAGCAAGGAGAGCCGAAACCCAGCCCCUGGGCCGAACCCCCUGUUACGACCUCUGCCUCCCCGGCCGGGUCCACCUGAGGAACGGCUCAAGAAGCUGGAGCUGGGACGGGGACGGACCUCAGGCCCUCGUCCCAGAGGCCCCCUUCGGGCAGAUCAUGGAGUCUCCCUGCCUGGCUCACCACCCCCAACUGUAGCGCCUCCUCUCCUGUGCAGGACCAGCCUAGCUCGUUCCAAGUCUGUGAGCAGCGGGGACUUGCGUCCAAUGGGAACUGCCUUGGGCGGGCAUCGAGGCACGGGAGAGCUAGGGGCUGCACUGAGCCGCUUGGCGCUCCGGCCUGAGCCCCCUCCUUUGAGACGGAGCACCUCUCUCCGCCGCCUCGGGGGCUUCCCUGGGCCCCCCACCUUGCUCAGCAUACAGACAGAGCCCCCUACUUCCCACGGCACCUUCCAUGUGAUAUCUGCCCGGCCCUCCGAGCCUUUCUACUCCGGUGACAAGAUGGCUCCCCACACACUGCUUCUUGGCUCUGGUCAUGUUGGCCUCCGAAAUCUGGGGAACACGUGCUUCCUCAACGCCGUGCUGCAGUGUUUGAGCAGCACUCGGCCUCUUCGGGACUUCUGUCUGCGAAGGGACUUCCGGCAAGAGGUGCCCGGAGGGGGCAGAGCCCAAGAGCUCACUGAAGCCUUUGCAGAUGUGAUUGGUGCCCUGUGGCACCCUGACUCCUGUGAAGCUGUCAAUCCUACUCGGUUCCGAACUGUCUUCCAGAAAUACGUUCCCUCCUUCUCUGGAUACAGCCAGCAGGAUGCCCAAGAGUUCCUGAAGCUCCUCAUGGAGCGGCUACAUCUUGAAAUCAAUCGCCGGGGCCGCCGGGCCGCGCCGCUCCUGGCCAGCAGCGCAGCACCCUCGCCACCCCGCCGCGGAGGGGCUCUGCUAGGCGAACCUGAGUUAAGUGACGACGACCGCGCCAACCUAAUGUGGAAGCGUUACCUGGAGCGAGAGGACAGCAAGAUUGUGGACCUGUUUGUGGGCCAGUUGAAAAGCUGUCUCAAGUGCCAGGCCUGUGGGUAUCGCUCCACGACCUUCGAGGUUUUUUGUGACCUGUCCCUGCCCAUCCCCAAGAAAGGGUUUGCUGGGGGCAAGGUGUCUCUGCGGGACUGUUUCAGCCUUUUCACCAAGGAAGAAGAGCUGGAGUCGGAGAACGCCCCGGUGUGUGACCGAUGCCAGCAGAAGACACGAAGCACCAAAAAGUUGACAGUACAAAGAUUCCCCAGGAUCCUCGUGCUCCAUCUGAACCGAUUUUCUGCCUCCCGAGGCUCCAUCAAGAAAAGUUCAGUCGGCGUAGACUUUCCGCUGCAGCGGCUGAGCCUAGGGGACUUUGCCAGUGAUAAAGCCGGAAGCCCUGUGUAUCAGCUGUAUGCCCUUUGCAACCACUCGGGCAGCGUUCACUAUGGCCACUACACAGCCCUGUGCCGGUGCCAGACUGGUUGGCAUGUCUACAAUGACUCUCGUGUCUCCCCUGUCAGUGAAAACCAGGUGGCAUCCAGUGAGGGCUACGUGCUGUUCUACCAGCUGAUGCAGGAGCCAGCCCGGUGCCUGUGACACCCCCUUUGAGCCCUGGCACCUGUGAAACUCGUGCAACGCCCUUAAGCCCCAGGCUUCCCAUUUACCUCAGAGACGUCUAUUUUUGUGUCUUUUUAAUGGGGCGGGGGACGGCGUGGUUGUAGCUCCCAUUAUUUUUUUUAUUCUGAAGUACCCUUCCACGUGGAGGUCCCCUGUCUCCCGGCCCCAUGUACAGAGGCCCGUGCCCGUGUACAGCCCCCAGACCUCUACAAUCUCACUUUUUGUGAAUAAAUUUAUUAAGAAAACGUGACGUCCUUAUCUGUAUUUGUGCUCGGGGCGGGCCGCGCUGGAGUCUUCCUGCGGCGCGUUGAUGUCGACUUUGCCCAAGCAGUGAAGGUUUGCUUUGGGAGGAAAGAGGGACGCCUGGACCAGAGGGCGGGCACUGGCGCGACGGGGUUUGCGGCCGAAAGGGGCUGCGCCCGGCACCCCAGGACCGUGUUGACAAACACUGGGUGCGUUGCCGGGCGGCCGUCGCUCCCGCAGGCCCAGGCUGUUGCUAACCAGGGAGCCGCGUGUGGAGCCGCCUCCCCGCGGACCAGCCUCCAGGGUCCCCAUCCAGUGUCCCCACAGCCGAACCUCACGGGGCCGUCCCCCCGGGGUCUCACCGUCGCUGGGCCUGGAAUUCGGCGCAGGGCAGCGCCGACCAGGACGCAGCUCCCGCCGCCGCGGCCCGGGGGAAGGCAGCGUUGGACACGGCCGCUCGCACCCACCCGGCACCCGACCCGCUAACAUCGGGCUCCACGCCGCAGCCUGUGCGACCCGUUCGGGGUUUUCAUUGGUGAGUGGCAUCCGGGGCCUUCCAGGACCCACCAAUCCAGAAGCAGGAAAUGCUGCGCCUGCGCGAGCCGCGAGGAUCCGCGGGACGGCGAGUCUGAGGGACCCAAAGGGCUGGGGGUGGAAGCGGCGCGGCCCGAUAGCGCGGGUGUGGCCCUUACCCGCCUUCCCGCGGAGCGCCGGCGGGAAGUCCUGCUCCUGCCCGCCACCUGGUCCUUCCUCUCGUCCUCUCGUCCCUCUCGCGGCUUGUCCUCCUCGCCCCUCGCCCCAGGCUCCCAAUGGGCCGGACCGUGGUCGUGCUGGGCGGAGGCAUCAGCGGCUUGGCCGCCAGUUACUACCUGAGCCGGGCUCCGUGUGCCCCCAAGGUGGUCCUGGUGGAGGGCAGUGAGCGUCUG